UGUGCGGGAGCCGCAGAGGAGAAACUUAAUCUCAGAGCCCAACAACACCUAGCAACAGUUGAAAAAACUUUGAAACAAAAGUCGGGGUGGGAGAUAGGCGGCUUCCAAUUCCUGCUGAUCCCGACUGUUGAAGGAGAAGCUGCAGCUACUCUGUGCCGUUUCCUGUAUGACUUCAGCUACUGGCUAGUCCCAGCAGAGUGGGAAAAGCGUUUUCCCAAGUCUUCUUUUGGCUGGCUAGUUUUCCGGGACCCACUCUUGGGCUGUGGGACAAACCACUGGGUUCGUCAAGGGAUAAGCCCUCCGAGAAAGGAUACUUCUUUGGUUAAAGGAGCCGCGAGCAGGUGGGAAUGAGGUCACGAAACCAAGGCGGAGAAAGUCCGUCUAACGGGCACAUCUCCUGCUCCAAGUCCCCCAUCAUCAACAAUGCUGGUGACAAAGGCCCCUCAGAAGAGGCAAAAAAGAACAAGGCAAAUCGGAAGGAAGAUGAUGUCAUGGCCUCGGGAACUGUCAAACGGCACCUCAAACCAUCUGGAGAAAGUGAGAAAAAGACUAAGAAGUCUCUGGAGUUAUCCAAGGAGGAUCUCAUCCAGCUCCUGAGCAUAAUGGAAGGGGAGCUACAGGCUAGAGAAGAUGUGAUCCACAUGCUGAAGACAGAGAAAACCAAGCCUGAGGUCCUAGAGGCACAUUACGGAUCUGCAGAGCCAGAGAAAGUGCUUCGGGUCCUGCACAGAGACGCCAUCCUCGCUCAAGAGAAGUCCGUAGGCGAAGACGUCUAUGAGAAACCCAUCUCAGAGCUGGACAGACUGGAGGAGAAGCAGAGGGAAACAUACCGCCGCAUGCUGGAGCAGCUGCUGCUAGCGGAGAAGUGUCACAGGCGCACGGUGUAUGAGUUGGAGAACGAGAAGCACAAGCACACUGACUACAUGAACAAGAGCGACGACUUCACCAACCUGCUGGAGCAGGAGCGAGAGAGGUUGAAAAAGCUCCUUGAACAAGAAAAGGCUUACCAAGCCCGCAAAGAAAAAGAAAAUGCUAAGCGGCUCAACAAACUGCGAGACGAGCUGGUGAAACUGAAGUCCUUCGCGCUGAUGCUGGUGGACGAGAGGCAGAUGCACAUUGAGCAGCUGGGCCUGCAGAGUCAGAAAGUCCAGGACCUCACUCAGAAGCUGAGGGAGGAGGAAGAGAAGCUCAAAGCCAUCACCUACAAAUCCAAAGAGGACCGCCAGAAGCUGCUCAAGUUAGAAGUGGACUUUGAACACAAGGCCUCGAGGUUUUCCCAGGAGCACGAGGAGAUGAAUGCCAAACUGGCUAACCAAGAGUCUCACAACAGACAACUCCGCCUCAAGCUGGUGGGCUUAUCGCAAAGGAUUGAGGAGCUGGAAGAGACCAAUAAAAAUCUUCAGAAGGCAGAGGAAGAGCUCCAGGAGCUGAGGGAUAAAAUUGCCAAAGGGGAAUGUGGGAACUCCAGCCUCAUGGCCGAAGUGGAAAGCCUGCGGAAGCGUGUGCUUGAGAUGGAAGGCAAGGACGAGGAGAUCACAAAGACGGAGGCCCAGUGCAGGGAGCUGAAGAAGAAGCUCCAGGAGGAGGAGCAUCACAGCAAGGAGCUCCGCCUGGAAGUGGAGAAGCUGCAGAAGAGGAUGUCUGAACUGGAGAAGCUGGAGGAAGCCUUCAGCAGGAGUAAGUCGGAAUGUACCCAGCUCCAUCUCAACCUGGAGAAAGAGAAGAACCUCACCAAAGACCUGCUGAACGAGCUGGAGGUGGUCAAGAGUCGAGUGAAGGAACUGGAGUGCUCGGAAAGCAGGCUGGAGAAGGCUGAGCUAAGCCUCAAGGACGACCUCACGAAGCUGAAGUCCUUCACCGUGAUGCUGGUGGACGAGAGGAGGAACAUGAUGGAAAAAAUAAAGCAAGAAGAGAGAAAAGUGGACGGCUUGAACAAAAACUUUAAGGUAGAGCAGGGAAAGGUGAUGGAUGUAACGGAAAAACUAAUUGAGGAAAGCAAGAAGCUUUUAAAACUCAAGUCGGAAAUGGAGGAAAAGGUGUCCACUCUGACAAAGGAGCGAGAUGAACUGAUGGGUAAGCUGAGAAGCGAAGAGGAGAAGUCCUGUGAGUUGAGCUGCAGUGUGGACUUGCUGAGGAAGCGGCUCGAUGGCAUCGAGGAGGUAGAAAGGGAAAUAAGCCGAGGUAGGUCGUGCAAGGGGUCCGAGUUCACCUGCCCGGAGGAUAACAAGAUCCGGGAACUAACGCUUGAAAUCGAGAGACUGAAGAAGCGUCUGCAGCAGUUGGAGGUGGUAGAAGGGGACUUGAUGAAGACAGAAGAUGAAUAUGACCAGUUGGAGCAGAAGUUCAGAACCGAGCAGGAUAAGGCAAACUUCCUCUCCCAGCAGCUAGAGGAAAUCAAGCACCAAAUGGCCAAGAACAAGGCGACAGAGAAAGGAGAGGCUGUGAGCCAGGAAGCCGAGCUGCGGCACAGGUUUCGGCUGGAGGAGGCUAAAAGUCGUGAUUUACAGGCUGAGGUGCAGGCUCUCAAGGAGAAGAUCCACGAACUGAUGAACAAAGAAGACCAGCUGUCUCAGCUCCAAGUCGACUACUCGGUCCUUCAGGAAAGAUUUAUGGAAGAAGAAAAUAAGAACAAGAACAUGGGACGGGAGGUUCUCAAUCUGACCAAAGAGUUGGAGCUCUCCAAGCGCUACAGCCGCGCUCUCAGGCCCAGCGGGAACGGCAGGAGGAUGGUGGACGUGCCGGUGGCCUCCACCGGAGUGCAGACCGAGGCGAUGUGCGGAGACGCUGCGGAGGAGGAGACCCCAGCUGUGUUCAUUCGCAAAUCCUUCCAGGAAGAAAACCACAUCAUGAGUAAUCUUCGACAGGUGGGCCUGAAGAAACCCAUGGAACGAUCCUCGGUCCUCGACAGGUAUCCCCCUGCAGCCAACGAGCUCACCAUGAGGAAGUCCUGGAUUCCUUGGAUGAGAAAAAGAGAAAACGGCCCCUCUACCCCACAGGAGAAAGGGCCUCGGUCGAACCCAGGGGCAGGGCACCCCGGGGAACUAGUCCUAGCACGAAAGCAGGGCCAGCCUCUGCACAUCCGUGUGACACCGGACCAUGAGAACAGCACUGCAACCCUGGAGAUCACAAGCCCCACGUCUGAAGAAUUUUUCUCUAGUACCACCGUCAUUCCUACCUUAGGCAAUCAGAAACCAAGGAUAACCAUUAUUCCAUCACCCAAUGUCAUGUCGCAAAAGCCCAAAAGUGCAGAUCCUACUCUCGGCCCAGAACGAUCCAUGUCCCCUGUCACAAUUACUACUAUUUCCAGAGAGAAGAGUCCGGAAGGUGGAAGGGGUGCGUUUGCAGACAGGCCCGCGUCUCCCAUCCAGAUUAUGACGGUGUCAACGUCUGCAGCCCCUCCUGAAAUCGCUGUCUCUCCUGAAUCCCAGGAAGUGCCGGUGGGAAGGACUAUCCUCAAAGUCACCCCAGAAAAACAAACUGUUCCAACCCCUGUGCGGAAGUACAACUCCAAUGCCAAUAUCAUCACCACGGAAGACAACAAAAUUCACAUUCACCUGGGUUCUCAGUUUAAACGAUCCCCGGGGCCUGCCGCUGAAGGCGGGAGUCCGGUUAUCACCGUCAGGCCUGUCAAUGUGACAGCAGAGAAGGAGGUUUCUACUGGCACAGUCCUUCGCUCUCCCAGGAACCACGUCUCUUCACGACCCGGUGCUAGCAAAGUGACCAGCAGUAUAACUAUAACUCCCGUCACAACGUCCUCCACCCGAGGAACCCAGUCGGUGUCAGGACAAGAUGGGUCAUCUCAGCGGCCUACACCCACCCGCAUUCCUAUGUCAAAAGAGAGCAUCAUCAUUCACCAGUUGCGAAUGAGCUCCCGAUGAGAUUGCCACGUAGCCCUCAGUCAUCACCAAGGCUCUCCAUGCUACUGACGCUGGCUGGAAACACCUUAUGACUUCCAGUGAUUUUUUUUUUUUUGAGGAUACAAUUUAUCAGUUAAAAACCACAUCCUGGAUGAUUAUGAACACAUGUAGCAAAAGCAAUUGAAUCUUUGUGCCAAAGGAAGUUUUCUUCUCUUUCAGAGCCUUCAGGCCUGUGGGUACAUGCUGUAUAAUUUAUUUUUAUAAUACAUUUUGUAAUGUGAUAUCUUUCCCUAAAUUGUUUCUUUUUCUCAUAGUCUAUGGCACAUAUAUCUGGAGAUUACACUGUCAGUUCUUCAAAGUAUUGCUAUUGUAUAUUCAAAAGGUUAACGUAUCAUUUUCUUUUUAGUACUUUGUUAUUUUUAAUGAAAAGAAAGCACAACACUCUGUUUCCCUGGGCGACUUUAAAGUAACACCUAGAAACAGUAGACUCGGAGUUUUACUAAUCAUGAGACAGUACAGUCCUGACUGUGGCUUAUCACUGAAAACAGUGUUCUGACUUAGGAGUCUGAGUACUUAAAAAACCAAUUUGUGUCUCCUCCUCUAUGUUCUGUGUGGGAAGCAAACAGCUUUGACUGGCAGUUCAAUUUUAUUUCUAUUUGCAUUAUUUAAUUAUGUGUACAAAACAGGGACUGUGACAUCAACUUGUUUCCCACAUAUUACUCCCACCCAUGAAAUCCUGCAAAUAAAAACUGACCUAGAAAAUGUCAACUUUUUAUUAAAAAGAGAUAGGGAGACCCAAAUGUAGAUAAUCAUUUCCCUUUGAUUUUGAUUGACUUUCAUAACUCAGUGUAGGUCUAAGAACAACUCCUCCUCUGCCUCCUCCUUCUCCUUCUGCUAUUCUUCUUGGUACAGGUCCUUGCUAUUUAUCCCUAGUUGGCCUAAACUUGGCUGUGUAGGCCAGGCUGGGUCUUGAACUCAAGGGAUCUGCCUGUCUGUGCCUCUCACAAGUGCUGGGACUAAAGAUGUGCCAUAAUACCCAGCUAAGAAUAUAGUUUUAAGGCAUUAAAAGCCCAAACUAUAUUACUCAAGUCUCAAUGUCAGAACUGCUGUUGAAUUUAGGUUUAUGUGAAAAUGUGAAGUCUACCUGAACCUCUAGGAAAAAAAAAAUACUGUCGAGGGGGUGGGAAUAUUUCCAACAAGAUUUUAAAAAUAACUUUAAAGAUAAGAGUUGACUCUUAAGUUUCUAAAUGCUACCUUAGUGUGACUGAAGAGCCAACGUUUCUUCUGAAAACUAUGAGGUAAGUAAAAUCACCCGGGUAAAGUGCUGUAGGCUUACCACUAUAGUCCACAAACUGUCCCCACGCCAGCCACAGGCUCUGGAAUGGGAAGCACAGUGCCACAGUUCUUCCCUCGUGUAACCUAGAAGGUAAUAUAAUCAAAUCAUAGUCAAUACACACUGCAAACUAAACAACUAUACUUUCUAAAAAUUAUUCUUGCUUUUUUAAAAAGUACGAUAAUGUGCUCUGUUUGGCUUACCUGAGCUUGAAUGACUAUGGAGGUCUCACAUAACCUUCUGUGGUUUUGAUUUCUGAUCCAGAAGCCUGGAGUACGCGUGUGUGAAGAUCUCUUAAAGAGUUGUUAAGUUUUAUUACAAUGCUAAAAUGUAAUGAUAUUUUCAAUCACAAAACAGUCUUUGUUUUAUUUAGGUUUUUGUUGUUGUUGUUGUUGUUCCAGACAGGGAGGGCUUCUUUGUAUAGCUCUGGCUAUCCUGAACUCACUCUGUAGACCAGGCUGGCCUCGAACUCACAAAGAUCUGCCUAACUCUGUCUCCUGAGUACUGAGAUUAAAGGUGUGUGCCACCACUGCCCAGCUUUAUUUAGUAUUUUUUAUAUUGACAGGGAGGUAAAGAUUUUAGGUGGCACAGUUGCCUGAAGCUUAAUUAUUUGCUUUAAAUUAAAAAAUUACUAAGAUGUGUAUUUGGAUCUGAUGGGUUUCUUUCCCACCAGAGUUGUAAUUAAUUUUGGCAUUUGUAAAGACAGUGAAGAACAUAUUGGAACCAGUCAUCUGGGUAGAUGCUGAGACUCUUUCUGAUUAUCUUACAAUAAAUGUCUUUGGCUAAACAUGAAUGAAAGAUAAGUAAAAUGAACACAUUAAAUUUUUAAAAAAUAGAAUAUUAUCAAGAUCACAAUCACAUCUUAACAACCUUGUCUACUUGUAAAAGCUGCCUUCACAGAAAAUUCUGGCACUAACCCAGAUUACAUUAUAUAACUCCAAUUUCUUUUACUGUAACUAUGUCAUCAACUUGAAUGAGACUAAUUUUUGGAUAGAAUAAUUUGGAUGUUUCCUGAAGUAUAAUCAGCAUUUCUAGUUCGAGGUACCAUUGAACUAAUCAAUUUGUUUUAUGCUUGAUUUGUUGUUUUGUUUUGUUUUCAAGACAGGGUCUCCCUAUGUAGCCCUGGUUGGCCUGGAACUCGCUAUGUAGAACUCACAGAGAUCUGCCUCUCUCUCUGUUUCCUGAGUGCUAGGAAUAAAAGUGUCCAAUACAAAGCCCAGCCUUUACACUUGUGUUUUGAGACAGGGUUUCACUAUUUACCCCAGGCUGUCCUCAAAUAUGCUAUGUAGCUGAAGAUAGGCUUGAACUCAAUCCUCCUGCCUCAGUCACCUGAGCGUUAGGAUUACAAGGAUAAGUCACAAUGCUGGCAAUACCUUUCCUCUUGAUAACAGUUUCUGUGUAUUUGAUUUUGGUUUUCAUGGUAUCUUCUGCAUUUUUUCAAGAGUUCAUAAAGCACUGAGCUUGAUGGAGAUAAUGGAUAGAGUGUAUGCACAGGAUGGUGGUGCCCAGAAUGUACAUGCGAUAUGAAUCUGCUGACUCCUCAGACAGCUAUUCAGAAAUCGUGAUGUGGGAUGUCUAGUUUAAGCAGCACAGACACCACUGCACUAAUGCAGAGCUCGUAAACGUCAGGGCAAAGCAGGAGGAGAUGGCUUAUUAGGCAUGUGAUGUUUUUAUCCAAUGCCACGGUUGAACUUUCCCAGAAAUGCAGAAAAAGCAUAGUGGAAGCUGAGUAUGUUCAUGAACUGUUUGAGCAACACAUCUAAAAAUGACAGAAAUACAAAAUGAAACUUAAAAUCAUACUUGGUGCCUGAGGCUCACACCUUCUUACCUUUGCUAAUAAACCAAUGCUAAAAAGAACAAUUGGAAGGAAAAAGAAUAAAAACAUCUGUAGAAGUUC
Molecule: messenger RNA, 7087 nt
Organism: Arvicola amphibius (Eurasian water vole)
Lineage: Eukaryota; Metazoa; Chordata; Mammalia; Rodentia; Cricetidae
Gene: Filip1
Product: filamin A interacting protein 1
Exons: 7
Coding region: 348-3878 (1176 amino acids)
Source: RefSeq, a predicted model, not a curated record